Messenger RNA from Oxyura jamaicensis (ruddy duck), 1753 nucleotides. RefSeq names its product mitogen-activated protein kinase kinase 2 (gene MAP2K2). The coding region runs from base 1 to 1449 and encodes 482 amino acids. Lineage: Eukaryota; Metazoa; Chordata; Aves; Anseriformes; Anatidae. Gene Ontology annotation, biological process: protein phosphorylation. Gene Ontology annotation, molecular function: ATP binding; protein kinase activity. The record is from RefSeq and is a predicted model, not a curated record. The transcript has 11 exons.
AUGUUUGGAGGGGGGUGCAGAGCCCCCAGUGCUGGGUCUGGGGGUGGCGGUGCUUGGGCAGAGGCCGAGCUUUGGGCCUCUGGUGUCAGGGGGGGAGGCUGCUGCCACCACCCCUCUCGCUGCCGAGCAGCUGCAUCAGGGGCUCGGGGCGUGGGGGACGGGGGCUUUUCGGUCAUUCCUUCCAUUUCCCUGAAGCUCCCCCCCAAAAAAAGCUGUUGGGUCUCCGUUCCCUCUGCCACCGCCGGUCCCUGCGCAGGGAGGAAGGGACAAAUCCUCUUCUCCCGGCCCUGCCCUCGCAGCCCCCUGACCGUUGCCCUCCCCUCUCCCUCCCUCUCCAGGGCCAACCUGGUGGACCUCCAGAAGAAGCUGGAGGAGCUGGAGCUGGACGAGCAGCAGAAGAAGCGCCUGGAAGCCUUCCUCACGCAGAAAGCCAAGGUGGGCGAGCUGAAGGAUGACGACUUCGAGCGCAUCUCCGAGCUGGGCGCCGGCAACGGCGGCGUGGUCACCAAGGUGCAGCACAAACCCUCCGGGCUCGUCAUGGCACGGAAGCUGAUUCAUUUAGAAAUCAAACCAGCCAUCAGGAAUCAGAUUAUCCGAGAGCUGCAGGUGCUGCACGAGUGUAACUCCCCGUACAUUGUGGGUUUCUACGGAGCCUUCUACAGCGACGGCGAGAUUUCCAUCUGCAUGGAGCACAUGGAUGGUGGCUCUCUGGAUCAAGUGUUGAAAGAAGCCAAAAGAAUUCCCGAGGAGAUCCUGGGGAAAGUCAGUAUAGCGGUUCUGAGAGGUUUGGCGUAUCUGAGAGAGAAGCACCAAAUCAUGCACAGAGAUGUGAAGCCUUCUAACAUCCUGGUUAACUCUCGAGGAGAGAUUAAGCUGUGUGAUUUCGGGGUCAGUGGUCAGCUCAUUGACUCCAUGGCAAACUCUUUUGUGGGAACUCGGUCCUACAUGUCUCCCGAGCGGUUGCAGGGCACCCAUUACUCGGUGCAGUCCGACAUCUGGAGCAUGGGCCUGUCGCUAGUGGAGCUGUCUAUCGGAAGGUACCCAAUCCCCCCGCCAGACUCCAAGGAACUGGAAGCAAUAUUUGGCCGUCCUGUGGUGGACGGGGCAGAGGGAGAGCCUCACAGCAUCUCGCCGCGGGCCAGGCCCCCAGGACGCCCCGUCAGUGGCCACGGGAUGGACAGCCGGCCUGCCAUGGCCAUCUUUGAGCUGCUGGACUAUAUAGUAAACGAGCCGCCUCCCAAGCUACCGAACGGAGUUUUCACGCAAGAUUUCCAGGAGUUUGUAAAUAAAUGCUUAAUUAAGAAUCCAGCAGAACGGGCAGAUUUGAAGAUGCUGAUGAAUCACACCUUCAUCAAGCGCUCCGAGGUGGAGGAGGUGGAUUUCGCCGGCUGGCUCUGCAAAACGCUGAGGUUGAACCAGCCCAGCACGCCCACCCGCGCUGCCAUGUGACGGCCGAGCCGACCGCCUGGUGUCAGUACAUCUGCCUCUGUCACCAUUUCCUGUCCUUCAGUAAAUGACAGAACCGCCCUUCUUCCUCUCCCCGGCCCCUUCUCGCCUCGCGUCCCACCGGCAAAGCACCGUCCCUCCGAAAUGUCCAUCGGCUGCCCCCCGCCCCGAGCAAACGCGGGCUUGGUUUCUGUUGGCCUGGGGGCGUCCCGGGCUUCUGCUCCGGCUCUGGAGCUCCUGACACUUGGGAACCGUGGUGCUGCUUGUGUUAAUUUUUCUCUUUUUUUGGAAACAUGUUCACUUGGGU